AUGGCGAUCCGCUUUAUCGAGGAGCUGAUUAAUCUUACCCAAGGCAUUCCAGAAAUCCACAACUGGAGCCUAGCAACCUUCUACUCAGUAUUGGUCGCAAUUAUGUCCCUACUUGCAUUCCUGAAACCGAACAUCUUUGGCAAGAAAGCUAACUCGGACGGCCGCACCGCCGCACUUCCUAUCAUAGCGACCGCGACUGGAACUAGUGUUAGCGCCGUUACAAAGCUAUUUGACAGCCUGCGUGGCAAUGAACAUGGGGUGUCUCCCAUAGCCGACAUGUGCAUGGAGGCGGAGCAAGCCCUGACCCAACUCGACAACAACGCUUUGCAUAGCACGGGUCAGAUAGCUACUGUCCGCCUUGAGUACCCCGGUGAUAUAUGUAUCAACCCCAAGUGUGCUGGUCACGGGCGCGCCACCCUCAACAAGGGCGGCCGCGACAAAACACGCGUGCAAGUAGUUGAUAUGAGAUUCAGGGGAGGUGGCGGGGCAGCGGUCACGGUCGCCUCCCUGCACGCCGCUGGCGCCGUCGGGGCUGGGCUGCACGCGCCAGAUGCCGCCGGGCUGCUGGGUCUGCUGCCGUCCCCCGACGCCGCUGCUGUGUCCAAGGGGCUGGGCGUCGUUGUUGGGAGCACCGCCGUGGCAGAGCUCCACGCGCGGAAGGGCAGGGGAGGUGGCGGGGCAGCGGUCGCGGUCGCCUCCCUGCACGCCGCUGGUGCCGUUGGGGCUGGGCUGCACGCGCCAGAUGCCGCCGGCUGCGGUGGCGCCGUCACCGGGCUGCUGGGUCUGCUGCCGUCCCCCGACGCCGCUGCUGUGUCCAAGGGGCUGGGCGUCGUUGUUGGGAGCGCCGCCGUGGCGGAGCUCCGCGCGCGGAAGGGCAGGGGAGGUGGCGGGGCAGCGGUCACGGUCGCGGCGCUGUCGGGUUCCGGACUGUGGCGCCUCUCGACCAGCGCUGGACUCGGCCCUAUUGUUCGAUUGACGCAGGGCUGUAUCCGAAAAGGGGAGAACCUUGGUCAGCAACUGCAGCUGUCCACUUGA
This is a messenger RNA of Volvox carteri f. nagariensis, 1035 nucleotides long. RefSeq lists its product as uncharacterized. The coding region runs from base 1 to 1035 and encodes 344 amino acids. Lineage: Eukaryota; Viridiplantae; Chlorophyta; Chlorophyceae; Chlamydomonadales; Volvocaceae. The transcript has a single exon. The record is from RefSeq and is a predicted model, not a curated record.